Messenger RNA from Rhagoletis zephyria (snowberry fruit fly), 745 nucleotides. RefSeq names its product sarcoplasmic reticulum histidine-rich calcium-binding protein. Lineage: Eukaryota; Metazoa; Arthropoda; Insecta; Diptera; Tephritidae. The record is from RefSeq and is a predicted model, not a curated record.
AUGCGUCGCCAUCUAAAAGUCUUCCUGGUAUUCGUACUGUUGGUCACAUUUGUGACUGCGAAGAAGAAGGAAGAGAAGGAGGAAUCCUCUGAGGAAAAGGAGGAGGAGGGCGAAAAAUAUCACAAAGAGGAACAUAAGGAGAAGAAGCAUAAGGGUGAUAAAGGACACAAGGAGCACAAGGAAUGGGAGGAGGAUGAAAAAAAGCACCACGAGGAGGAGGACCAUGAACAUAAAUAUGGCAAUAAAGGUGGCAAAAAGAAGAAGUAUUAUGAUGAGGAGGAAGAGUUUGGCGAGAAAAAAGAACAUGGCGAGCACAAAAAAGGGGGCAAACAUCAUCACAAAAAGAAGCACAAAAAGGGGCACAAGGAAUUAGAAUAUCAUAAAAAAUUCAAUAAGGAUGAGUAUAAGAAGGAAAAGAAAUUCUACGAUGAUGAACAUAAAGCAGGACACCACAAAAAAUACGGUAAAGAUCAUAAACAUGAGGCAGAGGAGGAGGGUGGCCACAAGAAGGGCGAACACUAUGAAGCGGGCAAGAAGAAAGGUCACAAGAAGCACAAAGAACACUACCAAAAAGGACACAAGGAUGAAGAUGAGAAAAAGUAUAAAAAGAAGCAUAAACAUGGGGAGCACCAUGAAGAGCAUGAGGAGUAUGGUAAAAAAGGAGAGAAGAAGAAAAAGCACAAGGAGGGUUCCAAGAAGGAAAGUAAGAAGGAGAAGGAGAAAAAGAGCAAAAAGGAGGAGGAAA